CUAUGGGGUGCAACAUGCUAAACUGUCCGGGCUCAGUUGACAGUAAUGGAGGUUAGACCUAGCAGAGGCAGAGGAGGCAGCUGGAGAAGAGGUGGCCGGGGUGGACACGACGGCGACAGUUUCGGCGGCGAACACCGGGGCAGAGGGAGAGGAGGCCACCACCGCGGCCGGGGCAAGAGAGACCACUACCGCGGCCGUGGACGCGGAGGAGGAGGCCGAGGAGCGGACUUCCAUCACCGGGAUCAAGAUGAAGGGGAUAACUUUCAUGAGGAUGACGACAGGAUGGAGGUUUUCUCCAGGAGGAAACUGGAGUCAAACUGGGAUCGUUAUGAGGAGUCAGAGAAGGAGCAGCCCGCUGAUGACACGCCCACUCAGAGAGGAACCAACUACCAUGUCCUACUGGAGUCUGCAGGGGAUUCGUUCACUCAAUUCCGGUUUUCAGAUGAAAAAGACUGGGAGAUGGAUUCAUUUGCAGCCAAUCAGAUGUCUGCAGUGUUUGUGGACCUCCCUGCGCUGGCCCAGAGCCUUCAAGAAGUGCCUCUCCAUCAGAGACUGAACCUGGAGGCUGAGCUGGUUCAGGUCUCAACACCAGUAGAGUUGCCCACUAUGACCCUCGCACCUAAACAGGAGAUACCCAAAACUGCCACAUUCACUCCACCGUCCGCAACUUUAAAAGUCCUCAGCACCAACCAGAAAGUCUCCGUUGCUUCAAUCCCAGUGUCAGGAUCAGACUCUCGGGUUUCCGUAAGUGCCGCUGAGCCACAGGUGGAUGAUGUUGAUGAAGAGCUGGACCAGCUGCUCGGUUUAGAGAAACCAGUUUCAGGAGACCAGUCUGUCAGUGUUGCAGACGAGAAGAGUGAUGGUCCAGAGAAAUCAUGUGAGGAAGUGGUACCGGAGGUGAUAAAAGAGAAGAUGGAGGAGGUGAAAGACAAAGAUGUCACGCCUCCCAAGUCUGCUUCAAUCAAACAGGAAAUGACAGAGGAGGACCUGGAGGACUGGCUAGAUAGCAUGAUCUCCUGACCAUCACCCAUCAAGGACACAGAGUUGAUUAAAAAACAAAAAAGAAGAGGUAUACAAAGGAACCUGAACAUUAAAAUUUAAAGUUGUAAUCCUUAAGAUUUCAGUCCUGCUUGAUUUGGCAACACCUUUGGUCACCAUGGUAACAGCGAGUGCAGUUUAAUAGUACAGCAAACACUCCUUGAGCAGCUUCAGAAAUACAACACCAGAGCAACUGGUGCAUCAGUUUGCAGUGCAGCUUAACAAACUUGCAUAAAAAAGAUGCCAAAAUUGCCUGUUGUUUUGAUGAAGGAGUGUGAUCAGUGAUGUUUAUGGAACUUGGCGCAAGCACGUCAUGCCAACAAUUAUGGUAAAGCACACCCUCUCGUGUAAUAUUGCUUAAUUGUGUCCUUGGUAAGCUAUGUUUCGGCAGGUCAAAGACAAACAGGCAUAAAUGCCCGACUAACAGUACUGACAUCUGCAGAUAUUUUUGUAAACAAUCUGAUAUUGGUAUCAGUAAUUUUUGUCUGUUUGACUGCUGUAUGUAUGCAAAUUAUGUACAAUAAUUCAUUGUGCAAACAGUGACUUGCAUCUGACACAUCUAGGUUGCCGAAGUGGUACUCGAAAAAUUCGUCCAGGGUUGGCAGGUGUGGAGAAGACACACUGUGUUUUGCCAGUCGAGUGCUCUUACUGUGAAGCAGCAGCAGUACCAAAUGUUCAGUUUGCAUUAGCAGCAACUUAAUACAGCUCUGAUACAGUGUGUACAGGAGAGUCAACAGUAAACAGUAAGGCUGGUGUCUAGGAGAUAAAAUUAGAAACGUAUGGCUUGAUAACAUACAUGCAUUGUGUCCUGUGAAUAGCUUGUGCGUAGUAAGGCAUUUUGAAACCGGCGUGGGAAUGGUGGACUCUGCCACCAACAAUAAAAACUACUACACAGAGAGGUAAUUACAGAAUGGAAAUACAUUGAGUCGCUUUUGUCACUGAAAAAAAUGCCGUCCAUAAAUAGUAUCCACUACGGGGACUAUAAGGAUUAUAACUUUAAUGUCUUCAUUGGGUUUAAUCUGAUUUAAAUCCUCUGCGCUUCAACUUUUGUCCUCCAAACAGAACUUGAGUUGAAAUGUCUCAUAAAGACAUUAAGCCUGAAAACCAAUUUUUCAAGUUUAAAUACUUGGCGGACACUCAAAGGACUUUAGAUUGAUGGACUUUCUUUCACUUUGGCCCGCUAUUCUUUGCUUAUUAAAAAGUGGUGGUCAAGCUAUGUUUUUUGUCUAGUUUCUUCAGCUGAAUGAGGGACAGUAUGUUCGAAGGUGUAGAGAUGGGACAGAAUGUCUCGGACAUCUGUGAGAAUAUGUCAAAAUGUUCCCGCUGUACAUGUUUCAGAGAAAGAAUGCUCUGUUCCUUGUGAGAUGGUGAAGGUUACACACCGCGGGAGUGUCGCCAUUAGACGGAUCCCAGCUGCUAAAGGGACGGACAAAAAGUGAAACAGCGCUCGGGUGACACGUUUGGUUUAUUGCGUCAAUUACUUUAUUCAUUUCCUCCCCCUCAUCAAAAGAAAUGCGGUUUACCAAAGCUACUACAUACAUACAAAUGGCCAUACAAUAGCUGUUAUCCAUUUUGUUGUCAAUAAAUCCUUGAACCAA
Thunnus maccoyii (southern bluefin tuna) is the source of this 2636-nucleotide messenger RNA. It is a transcript of the gene aven, whose product is annotated as apoptosis, caspase activation inhibitor. The record is from RefSeq and is a predicted model, not a curated record. Lineage: Eukaryota; Metazoa; Chordata; Actinopteri; Scombriformes; Scombridae. The transcript has 6 exons. Bases 46 to 1020 code for a protein of 324 amino acids. Gene Ontology annotation, biological process: negative regulation of G2/M transition of mitotic cell cycle.